AUGAAGAGUUUUGGAAUGAAGCAAUGCCAGGUUGAUCACUCAGUGUUCAGCUAUGACUCAGAAGCUGGGAAGAUUUUAUUAGUGGUCUAUGUGGAUGAUAUUGUCAUCACUGGUAGUGAUAAAUUGGGGAUUGGCAAACUCAAGGUAUUUCUGCAAAAUCAUUUUCAAAAAAAGGACCUUGGAACAUUAAAGUAUUUAUUGGGAAUAGAGGUUGUCAGGUCAAAACAAGGUGUGAAUCUGUGCCAAAGGAAAUAUGUCAUUGAUCUAUUGGAAGAAACAGGACUGUCAGGUGCAAAACCGGCUGAGACCCHUAUGGAACCAAAUGUUAAGUUGAGCAGUGAUACAGGAGAAGUAUUUGAAGAUCCUGGAAGGUAUAGACGACUAGUGGGAAAGCUAAACUAUCUGACUAUCACGAGACCCGACAUCUCCUUUGCAGUCAGUGCGGUGAGCCAAUUCAUGCAGAACCCUCGUAUACCUCACUGGGAUGCAGCCCUUAGAAUUGUGAGGUAUCUGAAAGGAGCUCCAGGCCGUAGGCUAUUGUAUAAACCAGGAGGAAAACUUGAAGUAGUUGGGUAUACAGAUGUAGACUGGGCAAGCUCAGUGAGUGACAGAAGAUCUACUACAGGCUAUUGCACAUUUCUGAGAGGAAGUAGUGCUGAAGCCGAAUAUAGAGCCAUGGCUCACACUACCUGUGAAUUAGUGUGGCUGAGAAAUCUCCUAUAA
Molecule: messenger RNA, 723 nt
Organism: Nelumbo nucifera (sacred lotus)
Lineage: Eukaryota; Viridiplantae; Streptophyta; Magnoliopsida; Proteales; Nelumbonaceae
Source: RefSeq, a predicted model, not a curated record